This is a messenger RNA of Penicillium griseofulvum, 1680 nucleotides long. Its product is annotated as putative PB1 domain protein. The transcript has 5 exons. The record is from RefSeq and is a predicted model, not a curated record. Gene Ontology annotation, molecular function: protein binding. NCBI's taxonomy places the organism in Eukaryota, Fungi, Ascomycota, Eurotiomycetes, Eurotiales, Aspergillaceae. Bases 1 to 1680 code for a protein of 559 amino acids.
AUGUCGCUCAAACAAGAAAUUGAAACAUGGGUGCAGGCCCUUGAUGCCUAUGACAAUCAAGAAUUCGAAGUGUCCUUGCGAUGUUUCGAUCAGAUUGCCGACACAUCAAAGAUCUUGUUCAACUGUGGAGUGAUUUAUGCAACGCUAGGCGAACAUCAUAAAGCAGUAGAAUGCUACCAACGUGCCGUCGGCCUAGACCGGUACCUGGCAAUCGCCUACUUCCAGCAAGGUGUAUCUAAUUUCUUGCUUGGCGACUUUGAAGAAGCCUUGGCCAAUUUUAAUGACACUUUGCUGUAUCUACGAGGGAAUACUUCCAUUGACUAUGAACAACUUGGUCUUAUGUUCCGCCUCUUUUCAUGCGAAGUCCUGUUCAAUCGGGGUCUCUGUUAUAUCUACCUCCGACAAAUGGGCCCAGGCAUCCAAGACCUCGAGUAUGCAGCUAAAGAAAAGUUUACCCCGGAUCACGAUGUGAUUGACGAUGCUAUCCGCGAGAAUGCAGAUGGCUAUACUGUCUUCUCAAUUCCCGUGGGAGUACUCUAUCGUCCCAACGCAGCAAAAGUCAAGAAUCUCAAGACAAAAGACUACCUAGGCAAGGCUCGACUAGUUGCCGCAUCGGACCGAAACCAAUCAUCAGAUCACCAAUGGAAUCCAAUGACCAUUGACAAAGAAGCCCUCCAAGGUCGCGAAGGGGUUUCCUUCGCCGCAUCCCACCUAGUCCGCCAAAACCUCAGCAGCCGCACUCGCCAACAAUCUGAACCACCGCUGAACCGCAACGUAUUCCCCCCAACACCACCACCAGAUGACCGAUCAGUCAGCACAUCAUCUGGCUCAGGAGGCCAAUCAUCCAGCCACCACCGAUCAUCAUCUCUACGAGGUGCCCGCCCACCACGUCUCGACCUAGAUCGCGCAGGCGCCAGCCUAGACCGUCGUCCCUCCCAACAAGAACUAGCAGCACCCGAGAAGCCACGGAUAGGAACAACACGAACAGCAUCAGAGCCGCGUGGCCCAUCCUCACGACAAAACAUGCGUGGAUAUCAACCGGAAAGCAGUCGGAGAAGCAUGACCAGCGAACAAGCCGGCCAUCGCAGAAACCAAAGCGACACAAACGCAAAUCCUACCUACCCACCGGCACAAGAGUACGGCCACACAGACCCAUACGAUCCAUACUCAAGUCAGCGCAACCUAGCAAACACAGGCUGGGGUCGCGGAUCCCGCCACCAACCACCCCAAUACAUCGAUGAAGAGGAAGAAUAUGCCAGCGACGUAUGCGAUGCAACCCUCAACGACGGCGCUUUCGAGCUCAUCGCCGCUCCGCAGGCUGGUCCAAGUCACUCACCACAACAACGUCGUACUCGCUCUCCGACGCGAUACUCCCGUCAUGCGAAUCCGCGAAGACCUGAGAUUCAGAAGUUCAGAACGAAAGUACACGCCCCCGAUGAUACCAGGUAUAUCAUGAUCGGGCCGAGUAUUGAGUUUGGGGAAUUCGAGAAUCGCAUUCGGGAAAAGUUCGGAUUUAAUUGUCCGCUGAAGAUGAAGGUGCAGGAUGAUGGGGAUAUGAUUACUAUGGUAGAUCAAGAAGAUUUGGAUUUGCUGGUUAGUUCGGCGAAGGAGGUGGCUCGACGGGAAGGAAGUGAGAUGGGGAAGAUCGAGAUUUGGGUGGAAGAACGUACGAUGAUUUGA